AUGCAACAGACAGGUAUUCAAAAAAGCCCACCACCAGUGGUCAGUUACAUUUUUGCAUAUCAGCCCAAGAAUACGCUCCAACCCUUCACGCAGCAUAUCACCAAAGCAUUCUGGCUCAAGCAUAAGGCCCAAGUAAUGGCCUCAACCACUAUAAUCCCGAGCGAGAUGAUCACGGUCACAGUUCAGCCGACGACGCCAUUAACGGCCACACAAUCCAGAAUACCAGUCCCCACCUCCCUCGCACCAAACGAGGUCCUUAUCAAAGUACAUGUUGCUGCGUCAAACCCAAAAGACUGGCUUCAUCUAGUGACAAGAAAGCUCUCUAUCAACUCAGGCGAUGACCUUGCUGGAACAGUUGUCGCGACCGGAAACGAGGUCACUCUCCUUCGCGUUGGAGAGCGAGUAGCUGCGUUUCAUCCUAUGUUCGCACCAUACGGUGCUUACGCUGAAUAUUCGGUGGCUCCUGCACACACAGUUCUGAAGAUCCCAAGCACAAUGUCCUACGAGGAAGCGGCAACCAUCCCACUUGUCACAACAACGGCGGCACUGACCUUGUUUCGUCGGCAAAGGUUUGUGGCCCCGUGGGAAAUCUCCCCGACCGCGGAGAAGACGCACAACGCAAAACCUCUGCUCAUCUACGGCGCAUCCACGUCUCUUGGACUUUAUCUCGUAAAACUUGCAAAAUUGGCAGGUAUCGGUCCGAUUAUCGCGAUUGGAGGCGGCAGUAGCAACUAUCUUGAGAAGCAUCUUGAUGGGAACGUCGGAGAUGUCUUUCUGGAUUAUCGAUCUGGCACGUCAAAGGUCCAGGAAGCUGUAAGAACCAUUCUCGUCGAGAAGGGUUUGGACUUGAAGCAUGCUAUCGAUGCAUACAGUGAGAGUGGAAGCUGGGUGAGCAUCGCACAGCUUUUGACCACUGGCGGGAAGUUAAGUGUCUUCUCUGGUGCAAAUCAAUAUGCUGAGAGUGAGAUCCCUGCAUCCGUCGAGAUUCUCUAUACUUUCGUCGGUACAGCACAUGAAGGAGCGUACAGACCUGGAAUGCCAAAACAACCACCACCUGACGAGGCACGAGGAGACAUUGCAUUUUCAGAACAACUCUUUCGAUGGUUGGAGGAAAUGAUCGGGCAGGGAAAAUUCGAAGGCCACCCGUUUAAAGUCGUUCCCGGUGGUCUUAAUGGCAUUGCAGACGGACUGAAUAUUCUUAGAGAUGGUAAGGCCGCGGGGAGGAAACUCGUUUAUCAUGUUGUGUAG
Messenger RNA from Exophiala bonariae, 1248 nucleotides. RefSeq lists its product as uncharacterized. NCBI's taxonomy places the organism in Eukaryota, Fungi, Ascomycota, Eurotiomycetes, Chaetothyriales, Herpotrichiellaceae. The transcript has a single exon. Gene Ontology annotation, molecular function: oxidoreductase activity, acting on NAD(P)H. The record is from RefSeq and is a predicted model, not a curated record. The coding region runs from base 1 to 1248 and encodes 415 amino acids.